Molecule: messenger RNA, 3666 nt
Organism: Trematosphaeria pertusa
Lineage: Eukaryota; Fungi; Ascomycota; Dothideomycetes; Pleosporales; Trematosphaeriaceae
Product: male sterility protein
Exons: 3
Coding region: 1-3666 (1221 amino acids)
Biological process (GO): carbohydrate metabolic process
Molecular function (GO): kinase activity; phosphopantetheine binding
Source: RefSeq, a predicted model, not a curated record
AUGGCGCCCGCACAAGUCGCUAUGCCAGCUCCAGCCACGCAACCAUCGCUGAAGCUUUCAGCCCGGCAAAGCGGUCGCGAGACUGCGGAUGAUCUCAAUGAGUCCUCAAUUCGGACGGUCGAUGCUCUCAUACGCCACCGUGCGCGAACCAAUGCACAUGCCACCAUCGUGUCGUAUCCGAGUUCUGGUGUUGAAUUUGUGGAUUAUACUAUGCAGCAGUUGGAUGUUUUCGCAUAUCGUACAGCACGACAUUAUCAGGCAUGGAUUCCCAUGCGAAAGAAUUCAGAGACGAUACCGACCACGGUGGCGCUCCUCGGUCCUUCCAACUUCGACUACCUCAUCACGAUACUUGCGCUCACGAAGCUUGGACACACCAUAUUGUUCCUCUCUACUAGGAUAUCAGAAGUCGCAAUCCGGUCGCUCAUUGCCACGACUGGCGCUACGUUCCUACUCGCCGACACAAGAUAUAUGAAGACGGCUGCGGAGGUAAAGAAGAGCAUGGAAGGGUUGAAGAUAGAUCGCAUCGCAGGGAGCAGCGUCUAUGAUUUCCCGAUCGAAGUGCAUGCAGACACAAGACUGGACUAUCAUCUCGACCAAGAAAUCGAAAACCUGAACAACGUUUACAUCAUCCAUUCGAGCUCCACCGGCCUCCCGAAGCCCAUCUAUCAGCCCCACAGGAAUGCUAUUGCAAAUUAUGCUACUAGCAUGGACUUGAAAGCGUUCAUCACGCUCCCGUUGUACCACAACCAUGGCAUCUGCAAUUUCUUCCGCGCCAUCUACUCGGGCAAAUCCAUUCAUCUCUACAACGCGGAUCUACCUCUCACACAAUCCUAUCUCAACAGAAUCCUUCGGAAACACAAGUUCGAGAUCUUCUACGGCGUGCCAUAUGCUCUGAAGCUGCUCGCUGAGACCGAGGAGGGCAUUCAGUUAUUGAAAGAGCUGAAGAUCGUCAUGUACGGUGGGAGCCCAUGUCCAGAUACAUUAGGCGACCUCCUGGUGGAGAAUGGGGUUAAUCUCGUAGGACACUACGGCGCGACUGAAGUGGGCCAGUUGAUGACAUCAUUCCGCCCCACAGGCGACAAGGCGUGGAACUACGUGCGAGAGAAUGACAAGCUGAGACCAUUCCUACGCUGGGUUCCGCAGGGGCCUAAUCUCUUCGAGUGCACGGUGACCGAAGGCUGGCCGUCUAAGGUGGCGUCCAACCGCGCUGAUGGCAGCUAUGCUACGAAGGACUUAUUCGAGCCGCAUCCUUCCAUUCCCAGGGCAUGGAAGUACAUCGCAAGACUGGAUGACACGAUCGUCCUCUCCAACGGUGAGAAGUUCAACCCGGUCAUGAUGGAAGGCCGGGUCCGCUCGCAUCCAGCUGUCACCGAAACCACAGUGUUCGGUUCUGGCCGACCAUACCUAGGGAUUCUCAUCGUCCCUUCGCCGGCCGUCACGGGGCUCCUUUCGGAUCAGAUAAUUGACCAGAUCUUUCCCGUCAUCGAGGAAGCGAAUCAGACGGUUGAGGCUUACGCUCGGAUUUCGCGAGACAUGGUUAAGGUUCUUCCGCAUGACUGCCAGUUCCCGCGCACCGACAAAGGCAGUAUCAUCCGUCAGGCCUUCUACAAGCGGUUCGACAAGGAGAUAAAUGACGCUUAUGACCAGGCUGCUACCUCUAAUGGCGAUGUCAAGGCGCUCUCCGUUCCUGCGCUGGAGGAUUUCGUUCGCAGCAUCAUCUCAAGGUCUGUACCUGAAGAGAAAGCCGUCGAUCGCAACACUGACCUCUUCUCCCUUGGCCUUGAUUCUCUUCAAUCCAUCCAGAUGCGGACGGAGAUCUUGAAGGCGGUGGAUAUUGGAAGCCAGAAACUGGGUCAGAACGUCGUGUUUGAGUACCCAUCAAUUGCUGCCUUGAGUGCUCAUCUGUUCGGAUUGAGGACGGGCGAGGCUGAAGAGAAGGUUGCAAUUGAAGACAGCAUGCAAAGCCUCGUGGAGAAGUAUGGCAGCUUCACCCCUCGAUCGCGCACGCAUUCUAUCGUCGUCACCGGCGCAACAGGCUCACUCGGCGCUCAUGUUGUCGCUCAACUCGCUGUUCGUCCCGACAUUGCGAACGUAUAUUGCCUUGUUCGCGCACGCAGUGCGGAAGAUGCGAGCAUCCGUGUUCGGAAGUCUCUCGUUCAACGCAAGGUUUAUCACACUCUGCCUCUCUCGGCCCGCUCGAAGGUCAUCGCACUCCCAUCAGACCUAUCCGACCCACAUCUCCGCCUAUCAAGCGAUGUUUAUAGGACCGUCACUCAUAACCUUCGCAGCGUCAUCCACUGCGCCUGGUCCGUCAACUUCAACCUUGGCCUAGCCUCUUUUGAGAAGGAUUGUAUAGCCGGAGUGCGCCAUCUCCUCGACCUCUGCCACGCCGUCCCCUCUUCCCAGCCAGCGUCCUUCGACUUCUGCUCCUCCGUUAGCACUGUCGCGCGGUGUCCGAGUACCCACACUCCCGAAGUGCUACCGGAGCUCGAAUGGGCGCAGAACAUGGGCUAUGCACAGAGCAAACUUGUCGCCGAACGGCUCUGCAUGAAAGCAGCGGAAACUACCGGUAUCAGAGCGCGAGUACUCCGCGUUGGGCAGAUCGUCGCGGAUACCGUGCACGGCGUGUGGAAUGCCACCGAGGGUAUCCCGCUUAUGAUGCAGACGGCGCUCACGGUUGGAGCACUACCGCGCCUGCAAGAAACGCCCUCGUGGACUCCCGUAGACAUCGUUGCGAAAGCCAUAUCAGAGAUCGCGCUCUCAGACGCUAGAGCUAUCGUGGCGAACGUCACGAAUGCGAAAACCUUCGACUGGACCAGCGAUCUGCUUCCUGCCUUACGCAUGGCAGGCCUACAAUUCGACGAGGUCGAGCCGAAAGAAUGGGUACGGCAAUUGAGGGCGUCGAACCAGGAUCCCCUUGCGAACCCGCCGGUCAAACUCGUCGAUUUCUUCGCCGCGAAAUACGACCGCGAUUCCUUCCCGCCUUCACGGACGUACGAGACAUCAAUAGCGCGUUCCUUCUCGCCUUCGCUCGAUAAUGCGCCCGCCCUCGACUGCGCCUUCGUCGCGAAGUUCGUCCGCCACUUCCAGGCCACGGCGUGGAAGCAGCCCUCUCCGACUGGCCCGCCGACGACGCGCAAACGAGCCAUCAUCCUCGCCGGCCCCUGCGGCAGCGGAAAGGCAAGCAUCGCUAAAGCCCUGGCCGCAAGGCUCGACGCGCCCUUCGUCGAAGGCGACACGCUACACGCCGCCGAAGCGGUGUCUCGUAUGAGCAACGGCACCGCACUCCUCGACUCUGAUCGCAUCCUCUUGCUCGACCGCGUCAAGCGGCGCAUUCUUGAAACGCUCAACGAGCGCGGACGCGACACUGCCGUUGUGGCGUGCUCUGCGCUGAAGAAGGCAUAUCGCGAUCGGCUGAGGGGCUUGCGCGAGGAGGGCGUCGAGGUCCAGUUUGUGGAUCUGCAGCAGGUGGAAGUGGAAGAGUUGAAGAAGAGAAGGGAGGAGGGGACGGAGCGUUACGCGGGCGGGGAACCGGCGGAGAGGAGUCAGACGGAGAUGGAGAUGUACGAGCCGCCUAAUGCGGAGGAGACGGAUGUGCUGCCUGUAGAUACGGGGUGUAGGGUCGCGCGGAUAGUCGAGGAGAUUGAGAUUCUCUUAGCGCUUUGA